GCUCGGCAUCUUUCCACCUCAGCCCAUCACACUGACUGUGCUAGGAUCCUUCCUGGACACCGUUGGAAAUGGAGUUUAGUUGAACAAUUGCACCAUGAUCAUUGUAUGGCGACACCUUGAAGCAAGACAGAGCCCACUUUACCUGUAGAGCCAUGCGGAAGGAAAUAGUGAUGGACCCUCUCUGAGAGAGAGAGAGAGAGAGAGAGAGAGAGAACACAGGAGCCUGGUUUGGGGUUGGAUAUAGAGCAAAUCCAGCAUAUGUAAAUAGGGAGAACAAACACUCAAUCGCUCCCUGAUCCACCACUUCCAUCCUGAGGGACUAAAGUCUGAUCAAAUACCACCUUGAGCGGGAAGAUGAGUGCUCUUUUCGCCAAGCUGGACCCACGGCAGGUGGAGUGGGAGGCCUCCUGGUACAGCCUGCACUCACGCAUGCUGCGCACCAAGCCCGUGGAGUCCAUGCAGGAGGGCGCAGCGGACCUGCACGGCACCAAGCUUGCCCGCGUGCUGACCACCGUGGACCUGGUGUCGCUCGGCGUGGGCAGCUGCGUCGGCACCGGCAUGUAUGUGGUCGCAGGGCUUGUUGCUAAGGAGAUGGCCGGCCCUGGCGUCAUCUUGUCUUUUGUCAUCGCUGCAGUGGCUUCCAUUCUGUCAGGGGUGUGCUAUGCAGAGUUUGGCGUCCGCGUGCCGAAAACAACAGGCUCCGCCUACACCUAUAGCUAUGUGACCGUGGGGGAGUUUGUGGCCUUCUUCAUUGGCUGGAACCUCAUACUGGAGUACUUGAUUGGCACGGCAGCGGGGGCCAGUGCUCUAAGCAGUAUGUUUGACUCCUUAGCCAAUCACACCAUUAGCCGCUUCAUGAUCAACAACUUGGGCACUCUCAAUGGCCUGGGCAAAGGUGAGGAGUCAUAUCCUGACAUGCUGGCUUUGCUCAUCGCCAUUAUAGUGACUGUCAUUGUGGCUCUGGGAGUGAAGAACUCUGUGACCCUCAACAAUGUGCUCAACAUAGUCAACCUGGUGGUGUGGGUCUUCAUGGUGAUCGCAGGCCUCUUCUUUAUCAGUGGGGCUAAUUGGGACGGAGGUAGAUUUCUACCCUACGGCUGGUCAGGGGUCAUGCAGGGUGCUGCUACUUGUUUUUACGCCUUUAUUGGGUUUGACAUCAUCGCCACCACAGGGGAGGAGGCCAAGAGUCCCAACACGUCCAUCCCGUACGCCAUCACGGCCUCCCUCAUCACCUGCCUCACUGCCUACGUCUCUGUUAGUGUUAUCCUGACGCUGAUGGUGCCUUAUAAUCUGAUUGAUGGCGAUGCCCCACUAAUGGAGAUGUUUGCUAUUCAUGGCUUCAUGGCGGGGAAGUAUGUAGUGGCCAUAGGUGCCAUUGCUGGCCUCACCGUCAGUCUGUUGGGUUCUCUGUUCCCAAUGCCACGGGUCAUCUAUGCCAUGGCUGGGGAUGGCCUUCUCUUCAGGUUCUUAGCCCAUGUGAGUCCCUACACGGAGACGCCGGUGGUGGCGUGUGUGGUGUCCGGCUCCCUGGCGGCGCUCCUCUCCCUGCUGGUCAGCCUGCGGGACCUGAUCGAGAUGAUGUCCAUCGGCACGCUGCUGGCCUACACGCUGGUGUCCGUGUGCGUGCUCCUGCUGCGCUACCAGCCUGACCAGGCUGACUUCCAGGGCCACGGCGGUUACCUGACGGGGGAGGAUGACGACGGCAGUGUGGGCAAGACGAGGAAGGAGGGGGUGCUGGCCGAGUGUGAGCAGGAGGCAUACCAGGGUGGUAAGGAUCACCACAACGAUGACGACGACGACACAAACAACACCUGCGGCACCAAGAACCUGCCGGGCAAGGGCGAUGACGAGAUGCUGAUUGACGGCUCAGACCCCUUGGGGUACCAGUCCGACAGCUCGGGCUACGGCAUCAGUGGAAAGAACCUGGAGGGGGAGGAGGUGGACAGCGCGCCCUCCUCCCUGCUCAAGAGAGUUCUGGGGCCCCACUACUACACCCUGCGGGUGCGGCUGGGCCUGCCCGACUCCAGUGACCGACCCACGCCAGCCACAGGUCGCACGGUCACCAGCUGCGUCCUCCUGCUCUUCGUCCUCACCUUCCUCCUGUGGUCUAUCGUCAUCUACGGCCUGGAUCGAGAGUCCGGUGGUGCCCGCUGGGCCUUAGUGCCGCUGGUUGGGAUCAUCGCUUUCAAGAUGGCCGCUCUGCUGGUGAUCAUCCUACGGCAGCCUGAGAGUCGCAAGAAGCUGCCGUACAUGGCGCCGUGUGUGCCCUUUGUGCCUGUGGCGGCCAUGUUGGUCAACAUCUACCUGAUGCUCAAGCUCUCCAGCAUUACCUGGGUGCGCUUUGCGGUGUGGUGCUCUAUAGGUCUGCUGAUUUACUUUGGCUAUGGAAUGUGGAAGAGCUCUCUGGAGCUGUUUGCCCAGGAGGAAGAGGCCCACGCCAGCACUUACCAGUGUUUUGACGCAGGUGUGGACGACAGCUUCACUGUGGAGGAGGACUCCCUCCCUCACGGUGAUACAGUUGAGAGCCCGUAUCAGGGCUGGGGAGGUGAGGAGAGCGGCUAUCAGAACCAGAACCAGUGCCAGGAAGAGCAUCAGUACCAGCAUGGGUACCAGUACGAGCAGCAGCCGGGAGUUGACAGCCACAGGACCGCUGGCAAGUCAAAAAGCAGAGGCCGGACCAGGAAAGGCUUUGAGGAGCUGGUGGAUGAUGAUGAGGAGUAUUCACCUGAGUGAGUGAUGAAGGGCAGUGAUGUUGUCUGUGUUGGUUGCAGUUACAGUUUGCAAUGUGCUUUUUUUUUAUGUAUUUGUUUAUUUUCCCUUGUUGAUGUGGCUUGAUUUGUGUAUGCCUGAAAAAGAGUGAGAGGGUGUUGUUGCUGUAUCUGACUCUCCUUCUCUUCUGUUAUCUGUCACCAGGAAUAAGAAAAAUUAGACAAAUUGAAAAGUUAGAGAUUCCAUUAAACAGCAUCAGAAAGGACAAAACUCUGAACUUUGAAAUAGUGCCUUUCUUCUCUCUGUGUGAUAUAAAGACUUAUUUUUCACUCACAAUGUGUGCAGCACAUCUGCCCUGCAAUUGUUUGUCAUCUUCUUGAAGAGAAACAGUAUUUCAGGCAUCAUAUGAAACAUAAUGAUAUGUGUGUGUAUAUAUAUGUAUAUAUAUAUAUAUAUAUAUAUAUAUAUAGAGAGAGAGAGAGAGAGAGAGAGAGAGAGAGAGAGAGAGAGAGAAAUAUAUCAAAUGCAACAAAAUCACUCUGGAGAUGAGAGAAGAUUAAUGUUUUUAUUUGUUUUCUGUAAACUAAUGUAUGGGAAUGUAUACAGAAAUAUAGCUUCAAAUACAAUCUCUUCUUUGAUUGUUUCUCUUCUGUCACAAGAAGCCUUACAGUAAUGCAAACCUACAGCAAUCUUUGUUCAUUGGAGUAGUCUAAUCAUUAUGAUUAGAUUUUGUGGCAAGUAUGGAAUUCAUUUCAUAUUUCCUGUACAAAACCAUGAUGAAGAGAGAAGAUGUAUUUGAUGAUUGUUGACUUUUCUGUUCUUCAGUGGACAAGGUGGUUUACAUUUCAUCACAGAUACAACUAAGGCAUCAUUUAAUGUAUUCUAUUCAAAGGUGUAUGAACUGUUUUCAUACUGUAUGUGGCAUUAGCCUAUAAAUAAAACGGCCCCUUAGAAUCAUAAGGUUCUAUCUGACAUUUUUGUCAAAAUUGAGUUAUUGACAUAUUCUUAUUCUGUGACACCUUAAAAAGGUGAGGUGAGGUGUUUCUUGUAGUUAUAUAUGUAGUAGUAUGCAUUUUUGGACAUUAUAUCUAAAGAGGUUUGUUCCGUUUAUCAGUAUAACUGUAUGGAAUUCUAAGACUUUGAAGCUCAAUAUCUCAGAACUACUCAGAACGUAGAUAUAAUCUUAUAAUUUUAAGGGGGCAAAAACGGAACAGAAUUAGUAUAUUUUAUUAAACACAAACCUUAGUCUUGGAGCCAUUAUCUGUUGUUAUAAACUGGUAAUUUAUGGGUCAUGUGAUGUUUUCAAAAUGAGAGACACAUCAGGAGAUUAGUCAUGGUUAUUAGGCACAAUUCUAAUGGAUU
Messenger RNA from Alosa alosa (allis shad), 4071 nucleotides. It is a transcript of the gene slc7a14b, whose product is annotated as solute carrier family 7 member 14b. NCBI's taxonomy places the organism in Eukaryota, Metazoa, Chordata, Actinopteri, Clupeiformes, Clupeidae. Bases 355 to 2733 code for a protein of 792 amino acids. Gene Ontology annotation, biological process: amino acid transport; transmembrane transport. The record is from RefSeq and is a predicted model, not a curated record. The transcript has 8 exons. Gene Ontology annotation, cellular component: plasma membrane. Gene Ontology annotation, molecular function: amino acid transmembrane transporter activity.